This is a messenger RNA of Acanthochromis polyacanthus (spiny chromis), 3956 nucleotides long. It is a transcript of the gene cyb561d1, whose product is annotated as probable transmembrane reductase CYB561D1. The transcript has 3 exons. The coding region runs from base 286 to 987 and encodes 233 amino acids. NCBI's taxonomy places the organism in Eukaryota, Metazoa, Chordata, Actinopteri, Pomacentridae. The record is from RefSeq and is a predicted model, not a curated record. Gene Ontology annotation, molecular function: transmembrane monodehydroascorbate reductase activity.
CAGCUUGACUCCUGCUUGCUCAGCUCUUCCUGCUUCCUCACAUCAUGGAGCUCAGGCGGCUGCAGCGCUUGUCACGAGCCGGAGCUGUCGGCAGGUAGCCGGGCAAGGAGCCGCACAGAGAGCCGAGAGCCGGGCAACGAGCCGGGCAGGGAGCAGGGAGCAGGGAGCCGGGUGGGACAACGAGCCGGGCAACGAGCCGGGCAAGGGGCAAGGAGCCGGGCAGGGCGCAGGGCGCAGGGAGCCGGGCAACGAGCUGGGCAGGGAGCCAGGCAGGUAGCAGGUAGCAUGCGGUCCGACGUAGAGUACAGCCCGGUCGGAGAGGGGCUGGGGAUGCGGGACUUCUGGUUGUACGUGUGGCUGCGGAGAGCGGCAGUGAUAGCGGCUCAUGUCACCGGACUGGGACUGACCCUGGUCAUCUCCCUGCUGUCCAGACCCGGAACCAGUCUGUUUUCUUGGCAUCCAGUGUGCAUGUCUGUCGCUUACUGUCUGUGCAUGACAGAAGGCAUCCUCCUCUUCUCAACAGAGGGAUCUCCUUUCUGCUUCAAGUCUCGGAAGGGUAAAGUCCGCCUCCACUGGUUCUGUCAGGCUCUGGUCCUGAUAGCUGCAGCCACAGGCCUGGGCUUCAUGGUGGCCAGCAAGAACGUGUCAGAGCGCCCCCACCUGGUCUCCUGGCACAGCCUGCUGGGCAUCUGCACCCUGGCUGCCACUGUGCUCCAAGCAGCUUGUGGCAUCUGCAUGAUCUUCCCUAAACUGCUGCGCCUCUCCUCCUCCCCACCCCGGCUGAGGCUGUACCACGGCACAUGUGGCCUUGUGGUCUACCUGCUGUCCAUGGUGACCGUGAUGUCAGCCAUGUUCUCAGACUGGUUCCAGGCCACGGUGAAGGGGGUGGCAUGGUGGGCCUUCCUCUUGCUGCCCCUUUUCCCUGCCCUGGUUGUGAUGAACCAGAUAACUAAUGCCUACCUUCCCCGCAAGAAGAUGACCAGCUAGGUGUCGCUUAGCAUGGGACCGAUUGGAAUGGUUCACUUGGUGGCCAGAUUGGAUCUUUACUGUACUCAGGGCCAGGCCAUCCCAUGAAAGCGUCCUCCACUGCAGCAGCCUUUGAAAAUAUAAGAACUAAAGCAGACUUCCUGCUCGUCUGAUAGACCGCUGAAGAACAUGAAAACGUGGGACUAAACAUCUGCUUCCUGAAGGCAAGUUCUCAAACCUGGAAUUUAGCUUUACUUAACAGUUUGCCUGCACAGUUCUGUACCCUAAAAUUCUGUUUGUGCAAACAGUUAAUUUCAGCCCUCAUAUGAAUGUGUGAAGUCAGAGUAGAAGUAAGAACUGAAGUUAGAGUUGGUUGCUGUGUCUCGUGGUGUUUUAGUGUAUGAGUUAAGCAUCUUGGACAGAGGGCUUUAAUUUGACAUUACGAGGUUGUGUGCACAAAUUUUCCAAAAUAUUACUUGUGAUCCGUCCUGAGGUCCACAGACAGGCAGCAUCUAGUGGACUGGAGAACUGUUACUUUGGUAUCCGCCAUUUUCAAGCUCCAACUUCUUCUUCUGUUAAAUUCAUACCACAGUUUUAAGAGAAUCUAAUGAUGCUAUGUGGGAUGUGUGAACUGCCUUGCCUACAGCACAACACAUGAAACAGAGGACGCUGUAUGGUUUGGUUGCAAACUACUGGAAGCAGUCCCAUAGUUGAAGCUGGUGGACGCCUCUGAGCUGCCUCCAUCCGUCGCCUCUUCAGAGGAACUUUUGCACUACACAUGCAGCUAAUGCAGACUUCUCUAAUGGAUGCUGUAUGUAGACUGGUUUCUGAAGGGACUACAGAUUUGUACGUUUGCUGGUAUAAGGACACAGCUUCAGCCUUCAAUAGAAGGUGCUAUGGAUGAUUAUGUACCAGCCUGUAAAUUGUAUUUAUUAUGAUAUUUACGUGUUGUGUUUGUCAUAUUACAGGUGCUACAUGAAGCAUUUUAACAGGAGAGUUCCAUCAAUCAGCAGUGAAUCACAUUCAGUCAAAUGAUUCAAAGCAACAAUCCAAUAGGCAAUUAAUGUCCAUCUCUACUCUCUGCUUCACUAAGACUCUUUAGCUCUUUGUUUGGGUUUUAUGGUACAUUUAGUGUCUCAUGGCUCUCAUCAGCCCAAACAAUAAAGCUGCAAGCAAGAGAAAUUUUUGUCAUCAAGACACCUUAAGAGAAUUGUUUUUAAAUUAAAGUUGCUCUGUAUUAGCUAAAGCUAAUAUUAUUAAAGUUGCUCCAUUUUAGUUGAAGUUGACCUACAAUACUGUUCAAAAGUUUGGGUUCAUCCAGACAACUUCAUGUUUUCUAUGAAAACUCCCAUUUUUAUCCAUGUGCUAACAUAACUGAACAAGGGUUUUCUAAUCAUCAAUGAGCCUUUCAACACCAUUAGCUAACACAAUGUAGCAUUAGAACUAGGGCUGGCCUGAAUAGCAGUUUCUAGGCUCUGGAUAUUCGGCCCCGAUUAAUGACGAAUAUCUGAAUAUUUGUUUUGCUUCAUCACGUCCCACUGGGGGCAGAUCUGAGUAUUCAGAUCUCAAAAUUAUUAUUCGGAUACCACCAUCAUGACCGAAUAUUCGGAUAUUUCAGUCCAGCAUUAAUUAGAACACAGGAGUGAUGGUUGCUGGAAAUGUUCCUCUGUACCCCUAUGGAGAUAUUCCAUUAAAAAUCAGCUGUUUACAGCGACAAUAGUCAUUUACCACAUUAACAAUGUCUACACUGGAUUUAUCAUUCAUUUAAUGUUAUCUUCAUUGGAAAAACUGCUUUUCUUUCAAAAAUAAGGACAUUUCUAAGUGACCCCAAACUUUUGAACAGUGCUGUAAAAUAGAGUGUCCCCUCUGUUUAGAGUUGUAGGACAUUACUACAAACAUCGCAGCUGUUCUUACAGGACAGAAAGCAGAAACAUUUUGGAGGCGAGAGGUCUUUGGAAAUGAUUACCAUUAUUAAUUAUGAAUUAGUAUUAACAGCUCUAGUGAAAAACUUCAUGCAGCACCUCUGGUUUACGAGCAGAACCCUCGUUUUAUCCCUUCUUGUGCUUUAUGUUCUUGUUUGCCGACCAUUUUUUGUGUUGUGUUCUGUGUGUUUGUUCCGAAUAGGAAAAGUGAAACUGCACUCCUGCUUGUGUUGUGUUGUCAGGCGAGGCCACAGGCACAGGCUGUCUUCUUUUAAUGAUGUCAUCCACAUAAUUUAUAUAAAGUAAAUAUAAUAAAUAUAACUAAGUAUCCCUGUAAAACAGCCACAGUAGAAAACUUGAAGUUAUACUGAUGAGUUGCACUACAUCUAAUUCAGCGCUACAACCGUGAGUGAAGUCAGCCUUAACAAACCAGCAUCUAAAGUCAUCUUCCUGACAGAGCUUACUGUACACUGGGAGCCAUCCCCAGCAGGUAAUACAAGUUCAGAUGUCACCAAAAAUGCUGUUAGAGAAGACCUACUGGAUGAGUUUAUCCUGUGGCGCCUCGUCUCCUUUGCUAAUGACGGGUUGACGCUGUGCUGUCUGCUCUCAGUGCAGGAGAACUCAACAUGUGUGCGUUCACAAAAGGCAUUCGUCAAUGUAAAAUGCACACAAUUUUUCUUUAAGCCUGGGUUAGAUGUUUUGUUUGUUCUUCAUUAAAAUCUAAAUUUCUACUAAUUAAAAAACAUUUUCUUUUGGGCUGUUCUUCCUUUUGGAUUGUGACUGCAGGUUUGGAGCUGGUUCCACUCCAGCUUAUAAAAAAAUACAGGUACGGAUGCACAAUAUUGGAUUUUUGUCGAUAUUUUCCAACUCAUUUUGGCUGAUGGCUAAUACUAAUAAAUACAUUUAUUUUUUCAACUAUUUGCAGAGAACAUCAGGUCUUUCCUGUCGUGGAAAUAUAUCAUACCUACAUAUAUAAUUUAAUGCAGACAUAUUAUGGGGAUUGCAGACAUGAGAUACAGUCCAUUUCAAAUGUAUGUUCAUUUGGCAAAAUAAAACUAUUUCAACCCA